UUCAGCACUCAGGAUUCCUAGUAAUUCGUUAGAUUGCGAGCAAUCCAGCAGGAAAAAUAGCAUCGUCUACAGCGGGCUUUAGAUAACACGAUAAAAAGUGAGUUGACUGAACUACCGUUAACAGUCUCUUCUUAGAUAACAAAAUAGAAAAAUGGAGUUGACUGAACUCUCGUUAACCGACGUUUGUGAAAUUGGCCCUUAAACUAUUAAGUAGAUAAUCUAAAGGAGUCUAGAACGCGAGGAAGACAGCAAGAAGGCGGAAAAACUCGGAGAACAGAAUACGGCAAGUGACCGGCAGGUCGACGACGCUCCCUUAGAGGGAAAAACCUAAAAAGAAAAGGAUCGAUUAACCCACAGUUAGCAGUUAACUGACGUACAAUACUUACUCCUCCUCCCAAUUCUUAGGUCCUGCGCUCGGUACAGGAGAUAUUCGAAAUAGGAAUAAACACCGAGCGUCAGAAUGGAGGGAAAGGAAGAGAUUGAACCGAGAUCAAGAUUGAUCUACGUUGGCAGAAGUGGACAUUAGUUGGCGAUUAUCGGAGAUCGCGCCCCCCGCGGCCGGGAUUGGGCGCGUCGCACCUUCCGUUCGCGCGCGAUUGGCGGAGGAUCCCCCGGGCCGGCGAUCAACGACGAUCCGCGAUCUUCGCGACGGGCAGCCAAUCGAUGAGCACCGCGGCGUUCGAUUCGCCCCGGCCUGCCGCGCCCCUCUCUCCACCCACAGUGGACCCCGGUGGUCCGUGCCACCCAUCGAUCGUCCUGGGAAAUCCUGGUCGCGCCGCGCGUCCCGCUGAGAACGCGACUUUAUGGCGUUUCGCGCUAAAAGUCGAUCGGCUCGAAUUCGAAAAUCGGAUCGGGGGCGAGCGACGAAGCAGACGAAAUUCCGCCAUACGACAGCAGCAGCAUGAACGUCGGCGGCGACAUCGCGCAGCUGUCCUACAAGGAGCUGCAGGCCCUGGCCCUGAGGUACCGCGUCCCGGGUAACAUCAAGAAGAAAGUGCUGGUCAAGGUUCUGCAAGCCGCCAAGAGCGGAAAUGACGCCGAGUUUUACCGGCUGCAGCACGAGCUGAGGAAGAACCGCAAGAGGAAGACGAGGAAGUCGAAGGACCCCAAGCUCGGGGUAACGUCGACGCCGCUGCACAGCCCCGAUUAUAUAAUGGCCGACGACGACUAUUGUCAGCAGCAGCAGCAGCAGCAGCAGCAGCAGCAACAUCAGCCGCAGCAACAUCAGCCGCAGCAACAGUCGCCUUGUCAGUGGUGCUUCCCGUUUUUGCAGAUCGGCGCCGAGGAGGAGAUAGCCAGCAAGGAGGACGACAUCAAGAUCCCGCACUACGAGGAGUUCAAGCAGUGCCUGUUCAGGAUUCAACGGGAAUUCCAAGCGUGCGACAGCAACAAUAACCAAGUGGAGGAUCUGAGUAUCGUGGAUCUGCGGACGGCGCCGAUGUCGCCCGAUCUUCAAACGAUUCCUCUGGUCGAGCCGAGCUACCCGAGAGCGAAUCUGAUCAACGACACGGAUCCCCUCGCGAUCUCGUCCAACGACAGAUCGAGUUAUCAGGUGUUGAAGGAGCCUGAGCCAGGCUUGCAGGGCUCGUUCCUGCUCAAGAGAAUGCUGCAGGCGCCGGUGGGCGCCAAUCUAGGCGAGAUCGCCAGCUCUAUUUUCUGGACCAGCAAUCUGCUGGAUAAUUCCGACACCCUGACCGCCGAGUCGGAGAGCAACGAGAAUGAAAAUGAGCUCAACGCGAAUACCAACGAGUACUACAACUUGCUGAAGAAUUCCAAGGGUGAAUACCUGCUAAACGAGGCGAACCUGAUGCCUCAGCAGAGUUCGGCCGUACUGGCUGACGACAAUCAGUACAGGUAUCCUGGCGACAUAGACAAUCGGCCCAACUCAUACCAGAAUUGGACCAUCACUAGCGUGAUGGAGGUGCCAGACAGCGAGCUGCAGUUCUCCAAGGUAUUCCACGCGGUCUAUUACAACAACACGGAUUCCACUGCGGGGUCCACCGCGAACGCGGACAACAAUCUGACUUAUCAGUAUCAGACAGAUACCGCUUGUAACAGCGGUCAAAACGCCUUCAACUUGGACGCGCAGGACAACUACGCGACCGGCACCGAUAUGGUGACCAACGAUCCAUCUGAUAUUUAUUAUCUGCAAAAUUUUGGUAGGCACAGCGGGGAGACGAACACGGGAUACUUUCGCAACGUCGACACCUUCGAGCAGAACAACGUGCAGCAAAAUGUCUACGCGAACGACCAGCAGUAUCAGUACCUUUAUCCUCGAUUCACUCAGGAGACGAACAAUCUGUUGAACGAGAGAUUCGAGCAGCCGCAAAGCAAUUUUGUGGCAGGGAGAAUAGUAGAAAAUAAUAUUAAUCAGGAAACUGGUACGGGGAAUUUGCAGAGACCGGCAAAUGGAACAACGGAGGCGUUCUGGCCGAAGUGGACCCCCGAGCACAACAACAAUCUGGAGAACGUUCUGAACUACCACGUGUCCAAGCAAGUGGAUUACUCCAAGUUAAGUCAGACAUCUUGCGUCUACUGCUACAUGGCGCCGAUCGUCUCGCAACGAUCUAAUCUGGCGAUUAACGGCUGCUCGACCGAACGGAGAUACACCGCCGAGCAUCGGCAACACUCCUUCUCGCCCUACUGGAUGCUGUACAACGACACGUCGCAAGGCAUGCGAAUGACGAAUGCGCACGGCAACCUGUUCGAGCAGCCCAUGCCGACGCACACGGCCGUCAUCUCCGGCAACGACGAUCUGAGGGAGCCCGCCAACGUUGCUCCCAUCAACGACGUAUGGAUGAAUCAGUACGGGCCACCGUCCAUCGCCGACGACAUGAACAUCCAAGGUUCGGACUCGCUCUUCUUCAACGUUACCGCCGAUCGGCUUGACGACAUCCCGGACGCGCCGGAUAUAGCGAAGACUUAAGAUCCACGCGCCAAAUAUUUACGACAGUAAACAAAAAUAACUACAGUAAAAUCGUGACGUUGUUAAGUGGAACGGACGACGUUCCUCGAACCGUCGAGUGACGACGAACGAUCGUUUCUUCGGGAUAAUCACGAUACCUUUUUCCAUUUCUAAAGCUGCGGGAGGAUCUUGCUAUUGUUUCAGGCUUUGAAUAGGGACAGCCGAAACCCGCCCGUCUCUCGUAUCGCGCAAUUGAUCGUCUCAAUAAUUUUGCGCGAUAUUGCCGCGAGACGCGCGCCAACCUGCUCUGCCGCUUCCGCAUCGUCGACGAGUGACACGCGCAAUUAUUUUACCGGCUUGUAACUGGAACGGGAACGAUAUCCGAGCAGAAAGCAAUAGCAAACAGAAAUGGAAGUUGAAUAAUCGAUAUCACCUUGGGAGAUAGACGGAUGGAUCUAUCUUUGAACGUACAAACGCUUCUACCGCAGAUCAUUGCAAGUUCUAUUUUGAAGCACAGAGGCUUCAGGACUCGAUAUCUCGUGGAAAGGCAAAUGUGUUCCGUAGAUCGGAGAUAAAACGGUAAAAUACAAUUAACCAAGUACCUUCUUGAACGUACUUAAUGAACUAUUAUUAUUCACAUGAGAUUGCGAUAUAUUGUGUGAUGUGAAAAGGCUUUAUAUAUUUUUUUCAUGUGUUAGGAGAAAAGAGUUAUUAGGAUUUUUAUAUUAUAUAUAGGAUUU
This is a messenger RNA of Vollenhovia emeryi, 3645 nucleotides long. Its product is annotated as probable serine/threonine-protein kinase DDB_G0267686. The coding region runs from base 902 to 2926 and encodes 674 amino acids. Lineage: Eukaryota; Metazoa; Arthropoda; Insecta; Hymenoptera; Formicidae. The transcript has 4 exons. The record is from RefSeq and is a predicted model, not a curated record.